Molecule: messenger RNA, 565 nt
Organism: Phaeodactylum tricornutum CCAP 1055/1
Lineage: Eukaryota; Bacillariophyta; Bacillariophyceae; Surirellales; Neidiaceae
Exons: 2
Coding region: 118-456 (112 amino acids)
Biological process (GO): ribosome biogenesis; translation
Cellular component (GO): cytosolic large ribosomal subunit; ribosome
Molecular function (GO): structural constituent of ribosome
Source: RefSeq, a predicted model, not a curated record
CCAUCUCGGUUUGUCGUUGUCGUCGUUCUUCUUUGAAUCGUUCAGUUGUACGGUUCCGUGUCGUAAUCUCGACGCCACCACACCCUUACACGUAUACAUAUAACACACACACAGACAAUGCCGGAUUCCCGUUGGACCCGCGAUGGCACCCGCCACGCCUACAACACGACCUCGAACAAAUACCGGGCCGUCCGGACUCCCGGUGGAGUGCUGAAAGGACAGCGCAUUGGCAAAACGAGCAAGGGAGUCAAGUGCUGCGAUUGCAAGAAUACCCUCGCCGGUAUUAAGCACUUGCCCUCCGGAUCCAUCCGUCGUACCAAGAAGCGGGAACGUACCGUCAGUCGGGCCUACGGUGGAGCCGCCUGUCACGGAUGCGUCCGUCAACGCAUCCUGCGCGCGUUCCUACUGGAAGAACAAAAGGCCGUCAAGAAAGUAUUGGCCGAGCGAAAGAAGUAAACUUACAACACUACUAGUAACGCAAAAAGGACGUGAGCUUGGACAGACUAGUAGGAGCGUCUUGUGGAUUGCCCACCUAAUGUGAAACAACCAAACUUUUAAUCCUGUU